CUCCUCGGCAGUCUCAGGCUCCCAGCUCAGCCCUACACAUCUCUUGCGUGCGACUCGCUGAGAGCGAGAGCGAGAGGCGGCGGCGUGUCCUCCCCUCUCGCAACCCAGCCGCGGCAUCUCCAGCCACCACGGAUCUGCUUCUCGCACCUCCAACGUCCCCUCCCUUCCUCCCUGCCACUCCCUCCCAGAAAGAGAAAAAGAAAACGAGCGAGAAAGAUUCUGGAAUUUGAAUCUUCCCAAAGAGGAAACAUACCCAGCAAACUCAGUUGGUUAAGCAUCAGACAGACAGACAGACAGAUCCCAAGUCUUCUGUGCAGCUGGAAAGGUGUUUGCUCUGGAGUCCUGGGAGGCGGGUGAUGUGCAGGACCGCCUGUGGCUGGCGCCAUGAAGCCUGAGUGUGUCCCCGCCCUACGCUGGGCCCUGCUCAGCCUGAGUGCUCAGCUCCUCGUCGGCCUGCUCCCCGCGGCCCACCGCUGCUAGGAGGCAGGACCUCAGGACAGGUCUUGGGCCUCUUGCUACCUCCCCGGCACCGAGGCCCAGGUGAGCCUGGGCAGCGCUCACUCCUCCUCCACUGUGGCGGCCCCAGCCCCGGCCUCAGCCUCGCUGGCUGGGGUGUCCAGUGGUCAGCUGGGAGAAGGGUGUUGAAGAAGCCUUCCUCCUACACUCAUGCACUUCUCCUCCUCGCGGCAAGGCCUCCGGAUCCACAUGGAUAGCUGAGCUCUUUUCCUGGAGAAAGACACCUCCCUCCUCAUCCCUCUUCCCCACCUGACCUUCCUCCUCUUCUGCUGCCCCCUCCCCCUGCCUUUCUUGCUCCUGAUCCCACCUGGGGCUCCCCCUCCUUGCCUGCCCAGCACCUGCCCAGCGUGCCUCCUUCCUCUCCUGUGCGCUCUGUCCCCCAUCUCUGUUUUAUCUCCCCCUCUCCCUUCCACUGGGAAAGGGAGAGCCUUCCCCAGGGCUGUUUGCUGGCUGGUCUGCUCUGCCCCAGUAGCCACCAUGGGCGUCAGCCUCCACUCUGUGUUCUUCACUCUGAAGCUGAGCAUCCUGCUGGGCUCCCUGCUGGGGCUGUGCCUGGGUCUGGAGUUCAUGGGCCUCCCCAACCAGUGGGCCCGCUACCUCCGCUGGGACGCCAGCACGCGCAGUGACCUGAGCUUCCAGUUCAAGACCAACGUCUCCACCGGACUGCUCGUCUACCUGGACGACGGCGGCGUCUGUGACUUCCUCUGCCUGUCCCUGGUGGAUGGCCGCGUUCAGCUCCGCCUCAGCAUGGACUGCGCCGAGACCUCCGUGCUGUCCAACAAACAGGUGAACGACAGCAGCUGGCACUUCGUCAUGGUGAGCCGCGACCGCCUGCGCACCGUGCUGGUGCUGGACGGCGAGGGCCAGUCUGGGGAGCUGCAGGCCCAGCGGCCCCACAUGGAUGUGGUGAGCGAUUUGUUCCUCGGUGGAGUCCCUGCCGACAUCCGGGCCUCCGCCCUGACCCUUGAUGGAGUACAGGCCAUGCCCGGCUUCAAGGGCUUAAUCCUGGAUCUCAAGUAUGGCAACACGGAGCCUCGGCUUCUCGGGAGCCAGGGCGUCCAGUUGGAUGCCGAGGGGCCCUGCGGCGAGCGUCCCUGUGAAAAUGGUGGGAUCUGUUUCCUUCUGGACGGCCACCCUACUUGUGACUGUUCUACCACUGGCUAUGGUGGCAAGCUCUGCUCGGAAGACGUCAGUCAAGGUCCAGGCCUCUCCCACCUCAUGAUGAGUGAACAAGCUCGGGAGGAGAAUGUGGCCACUUUCCGAGGUUCAGAAUACCUGUGCUACGACCUGUCUCAGAACCCGAUCCAGAGCAGCAGCGAUGAGAUCACUCUCUCCUUUAAGACCUGGCAACGUAACGGGCUCAUCCUGCACACGGGCAAGUCGGCUGACUAUGUCAACCUGGCUCUGAAGGAUGGUGCAGUCUCCUUGGUCAUUAACCUGGGCUCCGGGGCCUUUGAGGCCAUUGUGGAGCCAGUAAACGGAAAGUUCAACGACAACGCCUGGCAUGAUGUCAAAGUGACACGCAACCUCCGGCAGGUGACAAUCUCUGUGGAUGGCAUUCUCACCACGACGGGCUACACGCAAGAGGACUACACCAUGCUGGGCUCAGAUGACUUCUUCUAUGUGGGAGGAAGCCCAAGUACCGCUGACUUGCCCGGCUCUCCCGUCAGCAACAACUUCAUGGGCUGCCUUAAAGAGGUUGUUUAUAAGAAUAAUGACAUCCGUCUGGAGCUGUCUCGCCUGGCCAGAAUUGGGGAUACCAAGAUGAAAAUCUACGGUGAAGUUGUGUUCAAGUGUGAGAAUGUGGCCACACUGGACCCCAUCAACUUUGAGACCCCAGAGGCUUACAUCAGCUUACCCAAGUGGAACACCAAGCGUAUGGGCUCCAUCUCCUUUGAUUUCCGCACCACCGAGCCCAACGGCCUGAUCCUCUUCACUCACGGAAAGCCCCAGGAGAGAAAGGAUGCUCGGAGCCAGAAGAACACUAAAGUAGACUUCUUUGCCGUGGAACUUCUUGAUGGCAACCUGUACUUGCUGCUUGAUAUGGGCUCAGGCACCAUCAAGGUGAAAGCCACUCAGAAGAAAGCCAAUGAUGGGGAAUGGUACCACGUGGACAUUCAGCGAGAUGGCAGAUCAGGUACUAUAUCAGUGAACAGCAGGCGCACUCCCUUCACCGCCAGUGGGGAGAGUGAGAUCCUGGACCUGGAAGGGGACAUGUACCUAGGUGGGCUGCCCGAGAACCGUGCUGGCCUCAUCCUCCCCACCGAGCUCUGGACUGCCAUGCUCAACUAUGGCUAUGUGGGCUGCAUUCGCGACCUGUUCAUCGACGGGCGCAGCAAGAACAUACGGCAACUGGCGGAAAUGCAGAAUGCUGCGGGCGUCAAGUCUUCCUGCUCCCGGAUGAGCGCCAAGCAGUGUGAUAGUUACCCCUGCAAGAACAAUGCAGUGUGCAAGGACGGCUGGAACCGCUUCAUCUGCGACUGCACUGGCACCGGCUACUGGGGAAGAACCUGUGAAAGGGAGGCGUCCAUCCUGAGCUACGACGGCAGCAUGUACAUGAAGAUCAUCAUGCCCAUGGUCAUGCACACGGAGGCAGAGGAUGUGUCCUUUCGCUUCAUGUCCCAGCGAGCUUAUGGGCUGCUGGUGGCUACCACGUCCAGGGACUCUGCCGACACGCUGCGCCUGGAGCUGGAUGGGGGGCGUGUCAAGCUCAUGGUUAACCUAGACUGUAUCAGGAUAAACUGUAACUCCAGCAAAGGACCUGAGACCCUGUACGCGGGGCAGAAGCUCAAUGACAAUGAGUGGCACACCGUGCGCGUGGUGCGGAGAGGAAAGAGCCUUAAGUUGACAGUGGACGAUGAUGUGGCUGAGGGUACAAUGGUGGGAGACCAUACCCGAUUGGAGUUCCACAAUAUUGAAACUGGGAUCAUGACUGAGAAACGAUACAUCUCCGUUGUCCCCUCCAGUUUCAUUGGCCACCUGCAGAGCCUCAUGUUCAAUGGUUUGCUCUACAUUGAUUUGUGCAAAAAUGGUGAUAUUGAUUACUGUGAACUGAAGGCUCGUUUUGGACUAAGGAAUAUUAUCGCUGACCCUGUCACCUUCAAGACCAAGAGCAGCUACUUGAGCCUUGCCACUCUUCAAGCCUACACCUCCAUGCACCUCUUCUUCCAGUUUAAGACCACAUCAGCUGAUGGCUUCAUUCUUUUCAAUAGUGGAGAUGGAAAUGACUUUAUUGCAGUUGAACUGGUAAAGGGGUACAUACACUAUGUGUUUGACCUGGGAAAUGGCCCCAACGUGAUUAAAGGCAACAGUGACCGCCCUCUGAAUGAUAACCAGUGGCACAACGUCGUUAUCACCCGGGACAACAGCAACACCCACAGCCUGAAGGUGGACACCAAGGUGGUCACCCAGGUUAUCAAUGGUGCCAAGAACCUGGAUUUGAAAGGUGAUCUCUAUAUGGCUGGUCUGGCCCAAGGCAUGUACAGCAACCUCCCGAAGCUUGUGGCCUCUCGUGAUGGCUUUCAAGGCUGUCUGGCUUCAGUGGACUUGAAUGGACGCCUGCCAGACCUCAUCAAUGAUGCCCUCCAUCGGAGCGGACAGAUCGAGCGUGGCUGUGAAGUUGCGUUGACCAAAGCUGACCUGCAAGGACCCAGUACAACCUGCCAGGAAGAUUCAUGUGCCAACCAAGGGGUCUGCAUGCAGCAGUGGGAAGGCUUCACGUGCGACUGUUCCAUGACCUCUUAUUCUGGAAACCAGUGCAAUGAUCCUGGCGCUACCUACAUCUUUGGGAAAAGCGGUGGUCUCAUCCUCUACACCUGGCCAGCCAAUGACAGGCCCAGUACACGCUCCGACCGCCUUGCCGUGGGCUUCAGCACCACGGUGAAGGAUGGCAUCCUGGUACGCAUCGACAGCGCCCCAGGACUCGGCGACUUCCUGCAGCUUCAUAUAGAGCAGGGGAAAAUCGGAGUUGUCUUCAACAUCGGCACAGUUGAUAUCUCCAUCAAAGAAGAGAGAACCCCUGUCAAUGAUGGCAAAUACCAUGUGGUGCGCUUCACCAGAAACGGUGGAAAUGCCACACUCCAGGUGGACAACUGGCCAGUGAAUGAACAUUACCCUACAGGCAACACUGAUAAUGAACGCUUCCAAAUGGUAAAACAGAAAAUCCCCUUCAAAUAUAACCGGCCAGUAGAGGAGUGGCUGCAAGAAAAAGGCCGGCAGUUAACCAUCUUCAACACCCAGGCGCAAAUAGCCAUUGGUGGAAAGGACAAAGGACGACUCUUCCAAGGCCAACUCUCUGGGCUCUAUUAUGAUGGUUUGAAAGUACUGAACAUGGCGGCAGAGAACAACCCCAAUAUUAAAAUCAAUGGAAGUGUCCGGCUGGUAGGAGAAGUCCCAUCAAUCUUGGGAACAACACAGACAACCUCCAUGCCACCAGAAAUGUCUACCACUGUCAUGGAAACCACCACUACAAUGGCUACUACUACAACCCGCAAGAAUCGCUCCACGGCCAGCAUUCAGCCAACAUCAGAUGACCUUGUUUCAUCUGCUGAAUGUUCAAGUGAUGACGAAGACUUCGUUGAAUGUGAACCGAGUACAGAACCUUUUUGAAGAUCAUCUGGUCUGCUUUCUUUUUACCUACAUAUGCGAGAUAGCUUCUCACCUCCUCAAUAACAAUGGAAAGAAGUUUUUGUAUUGAGUGCAUUAAAUGGCAGGAAAUACUUAAGUGUGUACUAUGAUGGUUUUGGGAACCUUGAUUGACAAGGAUUAUGAAAUUGUUCAGGUGUGAUUUAUCUGAAGAGCAGUGGGUAAAAUGAGUUACCCAGGUUACCAGCCAGGUGUAAACAGUUCCAAUAUUAGAAAGAGCAACUUACGUGAGGUUAGUGUGUGUUAAUGUCACCUAUGCAAUUAUUUGUACACUGUAGAUUUUUAGCUACUUACCAGUCAUGUUCAAAACAUAAUCUGGCAAUAGCCACCUCUAACUGAUACUAAGAAUAGAGAUAUUUACUGAAUGAAUGAGAAAGAUUUUUUUAAGUUCUAAAAGUAAUUGUUUCUUGGAGCGCAGUGUUUUAGAUGUUACAACUAAUUAAAAAAAAGUGACCAUGUGCUUGAGAGGACAUACUCAUAGUCUCAUCUUUGACCCUUUGUGACAUCUGCACUCCCGGCAUCCCUUAAAAUCAUACCCAUUUAUUUAUCUUUCCUUUUCUCACUUUCCUGCAUUCUAUAUAUAAAAGUUCCUCCCAAAGUAUUUAUGGCAGCUUGAGUAUUAUUAUGCAUAAAAAUGCUAAUAAUAGACUAACAAGAAAUAUUCCUUUUUAAACUGUAUUUGCUUUUAUUAGACUCAUUUCAAGCCAUGUAUAGCCUGAUCAUCUCAUUACCGAUUCAGUCUUCACCCUUCCUGAAACCAGAUCCUCAACUGGAAAAUCUGUACAGUUGAAAAUGCCCAAGCGUCUCUAUGCUAGAGUUGUGAUACCCCCACCUAGCUUCAAAGCCCAAGGACACCUUGAGAACAGGCAAUAUCUUAUUGCCAAGUAUUCCUUUUUUUAUUGAGAGCAAACAGUUGGUUAUUUUGUUCUGUAAAAGCCAGAGAACAAAUAUUAUAGACUUUGAAGGUCUUUCAGUUUCUGGUAAUAACACAAAGGCAGUCACGAUGUCUUUCUAUGCAUAUUUAUUUCCAGAAGCAGGCAUGAUCCAAAGACCAGCAUUGUUCACUCCAAUCCUAGAGACUGAUGGCUUAGGAAUCUGUAGUUUUCUUUGUUUUGUUUUAAAUAGAUGGGCCCUUCUUCUCUAUGGUCAAUCUCUACAAGCAUUCAUUGAGUAUUUCAACGAGCACGUAAGGCCGCAUAGGAUAUGAAUAAAGAUGCAUCCUUAUGGAAUUUCCUGCCAUUGUUUUAUAUAUGCCGUUAUCUCAAGCAUAGAAAAUGAGUACUGCACUAUUUGUAAGAGUUUGACGUUUGCCUUUCCUUCUGCAAAUCUCUUUUGAUCUCCCUGCUGCUGCUGGGGCAUGGGCUGCAUUCUCUCCCUUUAGACCUCUUUGGCAUUAGCUUCCUUGAACUCCAGCCCACAUGCUGUGUCACAUCCCAGUAAUUCUUCCCCAAACCUUGGCUGUGGGUUAUUGAGCUGACAAAUGUCUCAAUGAUGGAGAUAUGAUAUUUGCAACCUGCUGAGAACCUCUUCUUGCCCUGCACUCUUUGAUUUGUAGCUUUAUAAGUUUGGUGGGCAAAAGUGAGAAACAGUCUCAGUGACACAGACAGUGAAUGGGGAGGACAAACGAGAGGGGGCAAGACAGAUAGGCCUCCUCCUGCAUUUCCAACAAAAGCAUUUAUUUAUAUCUUAGCACCGUGAAUGUCGGAGGUAACGGAUUAUACGGUGUGGUGCCGGAAGGAGCAUCCUAUGGCCUAAGGUGAAUAAUGUGUGCUACCACCUGGCAGCAGAUUAGACAGGAGCAGGCUAUAAAAGUCAGGUUCAAAGCCAUAUUUAGUAUUGCUGUGAAAAUGGCAUUUCUAACUUAAGGAUUUUGUUUCAUAAAUUGAUGCUCAGUCUCUUUAGCCCCUUCACAUUAGAAAUCUAUGGCUAAGAAAUAGAAACAACACAUACAUGAACACUGGGUAAACUCUGAAGCCAAGUCCUAAUGUAUCCCAACCCCAGAAGGAGCCGGAGAUUAACUUCUGAGAACCAUGAUGCUUUGUAGUAACAUUAGGGGCUUUCUUUAUUAGCAAGGCCUCCUGCUGUGGUAUUGUGCCUGGAGUUGUAAGGUUUUGAACUACAAAGAAAACAAGAAACAAAAUGAAGUGAUGAUACCAGGAGUCAAGGAAGAUAGACCCUGUGGGAGAGGCUUUAGGGGCAGGAAAUGCAAGGGUUGGCUUUUUAAACAGCCUCAUUUGGUAUUAGUGUUUCAAUAUGCCUAUGAGAUCAAAGAGAUAGAAGAAGAGAAGAGGAAAGCUAGGGUAAAUUAAGCACUACUGGUGAUCAGAGGACAGAUCAUCCUAACAGAAUCAAACUGCUUUUUCUCCCAUUCUGAUCGCUGCAACCUAGCAUUUUACGGUAUGAUCACCUGCCUUAGUUGUUUGUGUAUCUAUCUCACCACUACUAGCUUUCCUAGUACAGCAUCAGAGCAACCUCCUGCCCCAGAGCCCUGUUGCAGGUUUGAUACAAUGUAGCCUAAUGAGAAUUCCAGAGAGCCUAUGCUCUCAUGUAAUGGCAUUUAAAUUAAAGGUUUUAAAACAUUAAAAUAAAAAGAGACCUAUGAAGCUUCAAUAAGCCACAAGGAGACACAGAAUUUUUCAUUCCCUUUUAAAAUUUCUGUGUAGGUGUAACCCUCUCAUAAAUUGGGAAGGAUAUGCUAUCAGUAAAAUAUCUAGUUAGGCAUCACUUGGAGACUUCUAAGUUUCAAACUAAGCACAGCAGCUUCUCCUCAUACUGCUGAGAUUCUGCUAUUCAUCUCUCUCUUUUUUAAUUAUGACCUCAGAGUUCGCAUAGCUGUACAACACUGUGCUUGAAGAAUUUUAGAAAUAAGUGUAAUGGUUUUAGUCUAAGUGACAAAACUGAGGCCUCUACAGGUGUACUUAUUUGAUCACGGUCCCUGAGCUAGUUUCCAGUAGAAUUACAAUUAAAUCCCAGGUGUCCAGAAUCCAGGCCAUUUUACUGAUAUUGUACAUCAAGAGAAAAAAUAAAAACUCAAAAGUUUUCAUUCUCAAGUAAAAUAGCACCCGUUCAACAGAGAAAUUAGAAAAUGUGUAAAAAAUUGAUUAUCUUCUUUGAACUGGUCACUGUUGCCACACAAGAGAGUAUCAUUAUCCUAGCUAGGGAUCAACUCUAUAACUCAGUCCUUUAUAGACAAACGAUGAAGCAGUUCAGGGCAACUAGAAUUGUGGCACAGAUUCAACAAGUAGAUGCUAUCAACUUCCUACACCAUUGAAAGAUUACUAAGCAAACGACAGCACUGACUCCCAAAUUUAAAAUCCAAACUAGCAUGAGGCUAUGACAGAACUUUCACUGAUGCAUGCUGAAAUGCAAAAAGAUAACGCAGUGAGUCUUCCCAAAAUUAAAAUUAUAGAACUGCCCUAUUUGUAUUCUGCCCACAUAGCCUGUGUUUUCCUAUGGUUAAAAUUAAUGCCUUUUACAAAAAUAGUGUUUGUUGCACUUUAAAGCAUCCUUUAUUAAGAAAAUAAAGCUGUCCACUGUACAUUAGUCCUUUCAUACAGUUUUAUUUGAAAUUUUAAACAUUUGUGGAAAUAAACCAACACCCAGAAUAAACAAGAGGUUUAAAAUAUUCUCUAUGAUUCAACACUACAUGUAGCAGAUUUUGAAGACCGAAGUCUAAACUUUAUCAAGAUGAACUGAAGACCAAGCCAUUUAUCUUAUUGAGGUCCUAGGAAGUUACAAUUGUAAGCAUCAGUCAGGAGGUAUUAAGAUAUUUUUUAAACCCACUGAAAAUAAGAUGAAAGCAAAAAAAGGAUUUCAUAAAAAUAUCCAAGAUUAAUGGUAUUAAAAGGCCAAUGUCAGUUCAUAAACAUGAAUAUACUUAAAGAGAAGUAGAAAUGUCCUGAGACUGUGUUGAAGAAUAAUCUGUACCUAUAAAAAUACAUCUCUGUGCUAAAUCUCAAGUUCUUUACUCAUCUUCCUCUUUAUGGCAAAGUAGAGGAAGGCCACUUUGCAGGGGGGAAUUAGCCCACAUUGUAGUUAAUAUAACCCUCUCUGCAUCAGGAGAAGUUCAGCCAAAAAAAAAAAAAAAAGUUAUCUUGUCCAAAGGCGACUGACCAACUUCCAUGUACAGUUACCACUUCCUCUCGCUUUGUUGUUCUCUUGAGUAAUCUAUACAAAUAACCUUGGGCUUCCUCAAAUAUAUAAUCUAAAUGUUGAGAAUACUGCAUUCUAUAUAGUCUAAUGUGGAGUCACAGCAAGUGUACUAUUAAUUAGAAAUCGGAGGUGUGAUGUCCUGAGUCAAGGAUAGGUAGUAUAUUACCAGGAACCAACUUAAGAGUGGUGACCUCUAGGUGGGAGCCACAGGGUAAUUUUUAAUUUGUUACUCAUAGCCCAAAAUGGUUAUUUAGAGUAGAUGUUAAUUUGUUAUCAGAAAAGAGGAUAUAUGUUACUUUUAAAUAUAAAAUAUAAGGACACCAACACAAGAAAUUUUGUUAAUAUUUACAUACAGGUGCUCUGCUGGAUCAGUAAUUUUUUUUUUCUGAGACAGAUUGCUGGCUUGCUCCUCAGAUGCCCACAGCAACCCCCGUGUGGGCCCAAAGCCAGGACUUAGAAACUCAAUCCAGGUGUCACACAGGGAUGUCAGGAGCUCCAUUGCUGAAGCUGUCACCACUGCCUACCAGGAUCUGCAGAAAGUGGAAUCGGGAGUCAGCACUCUGAUAAGGAAUAAGGGUUUGUUAACUAUUGGGCCACUCAUCUGCCCUUAGACCAGUAAUUUUUUUUAAAUGAAUUCCUCCUUUCCCAUAAGAAGGAUGAUGUAAGGCUCUCAAGCAGACUUGCUGGAAGAAUUCAAAGGCGGUGUUGAAGAUCAUAUGUAGGGUUUUAUACAGCUGAGCACACAUUAGUGUCCUGAAGUCAGACCUGUUUAUCAACUGGCAAAUGGUCCAUGGAUAAGCCAGGUGGUCAUCUAGCAGCAGUAGGCACAAGGUAUCCUAUAAAUGAACCAUUACCAGAAAGUUUAAAAUCGCUGCCUAGAAACCAGUAAUGCAGAUGGGACAUGAAGUGGCCUCAGACAAUUGGCAAUAUGAUUGAUUCUUUAACCCAGGCUGUGGGUUCUGUUUAUUCCUUCAAUGCCUGACCUUCCCUCAUGCAUGCAUCUGCUUGUUAGAAGUAAUAACCAGAUGAAAGAAUACAGUUGCACAUGAGUAAUUAACCAACUUUACAUUACUCUCUGUCUCCUUCCCCUCUGUCCAGAAAAUUAAGCCAGCUGUAGAUUAAUUGAGACUCUGUGCCAUGCAGGGAACAUCUGUCACCACAGCCUCACAGACUGUAUUAACAAAUUAAAGCAUUUGAUUACUUUUAAUCCAAGAGAAUGUUGAAGUCGCUACAAUGACUUAGUUUAUUGGAGUUUGUUGGUUGCUAUUUCUUUGCACAUGAGUCUUGUGGCAUGGGUCUUUCCCUGAAGCUGUGAGGUCUUUGAGCAGAUGUUGUUCUCUGUAUCUUUACCCUUUUCUUUGUUGGAAAAGGACAAAGACCUCAACAAAAGCAGUUUUGGAGGAGACAGAAAGGUCUCCAUCCUGAAUGUAUUUUUAGAAUCAGCUGGUACAACAAAAGAUCUAGUGUGAUGCCUGGAGCAUUCUAGUCAAAUGACAGGGUUGUUUAAAGAUAAAAGCAGGAAUUUCUCAAUAUCUGCACAAUUAGUGAUCUCCACACUUAGAUUUAAGAGAGGGGAGAGUCUAUGGCCAUUUCACCCUGAAAGUACCUGAUUUCAGAAGCUUAAGAAGGGUCGUGCCUACUUAGUACUUGGAUGGGAGAGGAGAGAGUUUGCUAAGACUUUGGGUUUCUGUUUUGUUUUCUGGGUCCACUUUGGUUUUGUUAGUGUUUGAGUUUAUCAGAAACUACUCAUUACAUUGUUAAAACUCAGUAUCUUCAUAUACAUAUAUUUAUACAUAUACAUACAUAGGAAUAUUUAUUUAUUCAUUUGAAAGAAUCACAGAGGGAGGGAGAGAGAUCUUCCAUCCUCUGGUUCACUCCCCAGAUGUCCACAAUGGUUCACACUGGACCAGGCCAAAGCCAGGAGCUUCAUUCAGGUUUCCCAUGUGGGUGGCAGGGGCCAAAAGAGUGGUGCUAUCUUCUGCUGCUUUUCCCAGGCCAUUAGCAGGGAGCUGGAUCUGAAGUUGAACAACCAGGUCUACAACAUGUGCCCACAGCGGAUGCCGGUGUCACAGCUUUGCCCAUUGUACCAGAAAGCUGGCCCCUGGUGUACAUACAAAAGAUUUUUGAAACUUAGCUUUCUGUAUCUAAGAAUGUUCCUAUUUGAUAACAUCUAUACCUAGUCCAAAACACGUAAAUGGAAAGUUGAUAAUAUACUUAUUAUUGACCCUAUAACUGAGGUAUUAAGAAUGUCAGUCCUCUAUAAGGGGCAUACAUUUCUAUUUGUGCUCAUAAAAAUUCUCACUUGACUGUGUCAUGACACUAUUUGCUUACUGAGGUGUUUGGUUCUGUCUCCACUGCCAAAUGCCAUUACAUAGUAUCUUGUAUCAUACCAAUUGGUGAAAUAACUUUGUUGUUUUUCACGGCAAUUCUGGUUUUCAAAUGACCGGUGGAUUCUGUCUGGGAACAGCAUUGUAUGCUGAUUUGUUGUUAAACUUGGUAAGAAGCUGUUCAUCUCUUCCCUUGCUAUUCAUGUGAACUUUUAUUUAUAACUGCUUCAUUAUACUUUCUUUAAAAAAAAAAAAGUAGAAGUAGGGACAGAAGCAAAAUAAGCACAACGUGGGACCUAGAGAAAGGCUGCAUCUUACAAUGCUGCACAGAAAAUACCUGAUCCUCUCCCGCUUGUCAUCCUGAUGGCAGAGCACAGUGCUUUCAAAUGCGCUUCACUUUCCUUUUUAAUUGAAUAUACGCAAGGGCGCUUCAAAAGUUAUUUUGGUGCCUAAGUUUUUCAUAACACUCAUUUUCCAUGACCUUUUUGAAGACUCUUUGUGUGUAUCUCUUUUCUAGAGCUCGACACAUCCACAAAUGUUUCCUCACCUUAGAAUGGGAUGGUCAUUGAAUAGUUCUUAAGAUAGUAUAUAAUAUGGCUGGUGCCACAGCUCACUUGGCUAAUCCUCCACCUGCGGCACUGGCACCCUGGGUUCUAGUCCCAGUUGGGGUGCUGGAUUCUGUCCCAGUUGCUCCUCUUCCAGUCCAGCUCUCUGCUGUGGCCCGGGAAGGCAGUGGAGGAUGGCCCACGUGCUUGGGCUCUGCACCCACAAGGGAGACAAGGAAGAAGCACCUGGCUCCUGGCUUUAGAUUGACGCAGCGCACCAGCCGUGGUGGCCAUUGUGGGGGUGAACCAACAGAAAAGGAAGACCUUUUCCUCUGUCUCUCUCUAUAUAUAACUCUUCCUGUCAAAAAAAAAAAAAAAAAAGAUAGUAUAUACUAAUGAUCUUGUAGAAGACAAUCAUACUACUGAGAUUUAUACCUCCAGGCUGACAUUGAAAGCAAACACCAGAAAUGCAUUCACUACACCUCACCUACUGAACACCACACUUAGCAACACUGCAGGGUGCUGGUUCUCUCGCCUUGAGAUAACUUGCUACUGCUCUGCAGCCUAACAAGGAAAGCUUAUGCUGCCUAUUGCUAGCCCAGCCACAGUUCAGUUUCUACUGAGUGUGACUUACGUUUGCACCAUUGUCAGCCCCAUCCAAAAGCAGGGGCCAUCUAUAGGUAUUUCAGUGUGUCCAUGUACACACUAACACACAUACACACACCUGAGCCAUUUGAGAUUUUGUGCACAUGCAUAUCUAUUUCUCCCACAAGCAUUGGAGAGUACAUUAUAAGCUCCACUCCCUAUACCUUGAAAUAACUCAGUAUGCAUUUCCUAAGAAGGACUUUCUCUAGCAAAAUCAGAGUAUAAUGAUCAAAAGCUAGAAAUGUAGCUCUCAAAAAAUCUCAUCUACAGCACAUAGUCAAAGUCUAUCAGUGUUUAUCUAAUGGGCUUUGGGAUUCUUUUUUCUACUCCAUUCUUCAACCUGGUAUCUUUGCAUUUUGUUGUCAAGCUCAGCAAUUUUUGAACAGUUUUCCUGAUGUAUUAUUUUGUUUUACUUCCCUGCUUCUGCUGGUCACAGAUCAAUGAGAAUGAGUCAGUUUUUUAAUGACGUGCCAAAUGGACUGGUAAGGAAACAGCAGAAUAUAUCCUGUACAUGAGCACCAAAGAAAGAUUUUCUUUCUUAGAAUUAAGUAAAACUCAUGCAAAGAAGAAUGGGGGGGGGUUUUGUGUUCAUUCAUUAGCUGAAUUGAUAAAACAUAUCUGGAAGUGGGCAUGUAGCUAGAUGGUGCUUGGGAGCUCACAUCCCAUUUCUAUGAGCUGAGGUUCAGUGCCCCACUACCGCUUCUUUUCCCAGCUUCACACUGCUACAAACCCUGAGAGGCAGCCAUGAUGGCUGACGUAGUUGGGUCCCUGAUAUCCCUAUGGAAGACCUGGGUUGAGUUUUUAGCUCCUGACUUCAGCUCGGGCCAUCACAGGCUUAUGGAGAAUAAGCCAGCAAAUGAUGGGAAUGCACUUGCUAUGUUUGUGUUUCUUCCUGUAAAAAAAAGAUAGUCUGACCAACUGAAUGCUUUUAAAUUCAUGGUUUCACAACCACUCUCCAAAGCUGAGCAUAAAAGAAGCAUCUGGACCCAAGAGAGAGUCGACUGAAAACCCUCAACGAACAAAACCAGAGAUGACCCUAGCAGGUUUACCGGAGAAAACAGACUUGACCAAAGAGAUGGCGGAGCAAAUAUGCAGUGAUGAACUUUGAGAUAGGAAGCAAAGGCACACAGUGCCAGGAAGCAUGUCCUGUCAUGCUUCAAGGCGGAAAUGGAGUGAGGAAAGGCAUAGACAUCUCUGUGAAAAUGAUCAUUUGAGCUGAAUAAUGUAACUGGGAGUUACUGGGAAAAAGGAAGUAAAACACUUUUGAACUUGCAAGAAAUUUUAGACAUCAGCCAAACUCGGAGAGGGAGUCCAUAGAGCAGCAACUAUGUCCCAGGGUUUGGUCCAGGGUAUUAAAGGAGGAACUAAAUGACUUUGAUGUUCUUUUGCAUCUGUAGGUGAACACAGAUGAGAGUGAUUUGGUUUUAUGAAUAGUCAAGAUGUACUGAAUGAGAUGCAUUCAUUGGGGGAAUGUUAGCUUUUUAAAAUUCUACCCAAACUUUGGGUACAGUUCCUACCAAUACCAAGAUGAUGGGAAUACACUGGGAGGAACAUUAAAGCCAUCUCCCGGUGUUCAGUCUUAGAGGAUGAUUUAUAGUUCUGUGUCCAAUUCUGAAUUAUGUCUUCAAAUCUUUACAGCCUAGACACAAUUAACUUAAGAAAGCAUACAAGUUUUAGGAUUUUUUUUUACAUCUUGCAGAAUCUAUCAGUGAAUCAGUCACACAAUAAUUCUAAGAAAUAAACUGUGUCAACGUUGCACUGCAGAUAAGAAUUGGUGAAGAAGUAGAAAUCAAACAUCGGUCUGAUUAGAAACAAUACAAGUCCACACUUAACGAAAAUAUAGUCCUCCCUUCCCCUCACCCCAGUUGCUUUUAACAGCCAGUAUCAGUAAAGUUGCUGACCGUUUCCCAGUGUGAUUAAUGAUCUGGAAGGGAAUGGUUUUACAUGUUCUGAUUUAUUAAAUUGUGCACCACAAUAAAAACUUUGUAUUUGUGCUUCUAUAGAUCAAAUAAAUGCUUUGCACUUGAGCUGUAGAGUAGUAAUAAUGAUAAUAACAAAUAAUGCUUUCCUCAAAACUGAAUAGGAAAUGUCUUCCAGAAUGCCUUUCCCUACCACAAGAGUUUUCUGUGCCAUGUUUUGUAUUGUUAAUAGCAUGUCCAGUGCUGGUUUGAACUUUGAUCUUCUUUCCAUCAAUUGAGGAACAGCAAGUUUUCUUCCUGUCACUCUUUGCAUCCAAAAAUCCAUCACUUCUGCAACUCAUUUUAUUUUCUAAGAUUACUAUUUAUUACCUUUUUAGAUUUGUUAAGUGGCAAACACAUUUAAUAGACUCAGGAGCCAAUAGUUAUCAAGAUCAAUAGUAGUAGCCUAAAACAGUUAUGAAUUGUUUUAUUACCUCUACCACAGUUAAUAUGCUGCCACAGAAGCUUACUUACAUGUUUUUUAAAAUUUUAAUUUCUAAGGGAUAACUGACUUCUCUCAAGUUUUCAUCAAAGAAAGAAAUCGCUAGUGAGUCUUUUCUCAGUGGAACAGAAUUGAGUUAUGGUAACAAUAUCACCUACAUACCCAGUCUACCGUGGCCACAGAAUCUAAGGGUCCUUAUUAUUAAGUAGAAGUAAGAAGGUGCCUGCUCAUCCCCAGCACUGCUAACCGUAUUUCAUUACAAUGCACUGCUUCCCUCAACCUGUUCUGAAUGGAGAAGAUAGGCUUGGCGGCUUCCAAUUCAGGUGCUCUCUCCGAGCAGGGCUUGUUUAUCUGUCUGCAACACACUCGGAGCAUUUAAAGGACGAGUGAUGAGGUUUCAUUCAUGCUAUAAAAAUGCGCUGAGCAUCAUGGCCACUUCCUUCACAAUGGCCCAGCAUGGGAGGAUGGAGAAGGCCAUUGUAACCACAGAAAUGAUUAUUUGCCUCUGGUAUGAAUUGUCUGGAGAAGUGGCAUCAUUUUAGAAUGGAUCAGGUUCUAGGGAAAAUUGUUUUGUUAUAGUACCUUAAUUUUAACUUUGAGAUUCUAAAGCUUGCAGAGUACAAUUUGGGAAACUAUAAGAGUUUGUUCUGUUUCUAGAAUAAUAAAAGGUGAUUUGUACUUAUAUAAGAUCCUUUAUAUGGCCAUGGAGCUUGAUUUGGAGCAUGGAUAGAGGGUGGGGGGGGUCUUACUCCCUUGCUUUGAAAAAUGAACAGAUGCUUGUCUUUUAGAAUGGAGGCAAAUGUCUUUCUGGAAGCAUCCUCAGUCAAGGCCCCAGCAUGUGGCUUUUGUGAAACAGAGGAUCUUAUGUGACUCUUCUUUUAUAAGUACACAACUAGAAAAGGAUAGAGGUGAUGAGCACAAGGAGCGUGUUGAAAGUCAGGGACAAACCCAAGGUCUCUGUUUUCCCACAUCCUUCCCUAAUGCCCUGGCUAGGAUGAGGAAAAGGAAGUGUUGCCUUAUUCACUUACAUAGCAAUGGAGAAAACUUGUCCAUCUUUAAAAACCAGCUUUUGAAUCCGUAAUCUCUCCACUGGGUCUUAGUGGACUAUAGCAAGGUACUCUACUGCUUACCUCCUAACUCGUGUUCUCCACAAAGGAGACUUGGUCAGGAAGCUUGUCAGGCAACUGUCAUGAACGUUGUGUAUUACGUGGUUCAAGGCAUUGUUCACGGCUGCAAGCCACCCCUAUUGGGUUCUGUCUCUCAUUUCUCUUAGAUUGAUCGAUGAAACAGAAAGGAGGCUGAAUAGCUCUUUUUUUUUUUUUUUAAGACAAAAGUAUUAAAUUGACAGAUAAACUCCUAGGAGGUUCUAGUCCAUUUCAGGAAAGUGUUGAUAUGAGGUCUUUAUGGGUCAAUAGUCCUAUUAGAGAUAGAGACCACCAGAGAAUUAUGAGAAAAAGAAAAAUGAAGCAAAUAUCUAGCUUCAAUGGGAAAUUGAGGGUGUUGAGAGCAUUUUAAGAAAAAUGCUUGCUUUAUCACCAGCUAUUUCAUUCUCUUCAAAGGAACUCAAAACUUAACGCUUUAUCUGAACUUUAAUCGAACUAGCAGAACUAUCAUGAUUUUUUUUUCCUCUGUUGCACAAUCUGGUUGAGUUACUUGGGAGUUCUUCAGCGAAUAUUUGCCCCUGAGAACUGGUCAUAUGCAGAACCCAGUCAGGCUGUGCUGUCUCCCAAAUGGAAAGUGAGAAGAGUGCUUCCUCUGUCAGACAAAUGGAAAGGGGUGCAUGGUGUCCUUGUGCCCCAUCCAUGCUUCCAGGCAGGCCUCUACAAUCGUGAAUACUAAGAAUGCAACCAUGUAUUACUUAGGGGCCAGGAUUCUGUGAUGCAUGGUUUUAUUUUUAUUUUACCGAACAUGGCGAGUUUUCCAGCCUCACUUAAUAUAUUUGCAGGAUAAAGCUAUUUUGGUUAGGCAUAGCUCCAUUGUAAUGAGAAAUAGUGAGGAUGGGCUCUGUCUGCUACUCACAGGAGACUAAAACCUGAGAAUUUGGCUGCUGGAAACAUUGCACUGCAUGAGCUAAUGGAGUGCUUCAGAAAGAUGCCAGCAACAGCCUAAUUGUGUUAAGCACUUAAACUAUUUAAGAUGAGUUCUGCAGUUGGACACUUGAAGGCAGCAGUACGUCCACCUUCUACUUUGUUCCUGGUUUUUCUUUUUAGAUUUUCUGUGAUUUUUGUCCAAAUGUCUUCUAAGGAUUUUCAUUCUCUCGGCUAUGUAAAUAAAUUCUGAAUACUUCAGUAUUUAUCAAAUACGUUCAUGUAUGCUACUUCCCUUUUAUUUAUAGUAAUGAUAUUGCCAUACUAUCUGUUAUUAUGAGGGAUAUAUUCAUGAUUCAGCAUGAACAAUUUUAGAAUCAAAAUAUAGAGUAUGGCCUAAAGCUCACUGUGGCCUCUGGCAACAGAGGAGAAUUGGGUAUCAGAGGCAUGGAUCUGGCCCUGGUUCCAUUGUGUUAAGAUGUUGAGCCUUAUAUUCUCUGAGGUACAUUAUCUUUACCUUUAAAAAAGUAAACUGAGAGUGACUUUUUCCCUAGAGGAUUUUUGGCAAUGUUGGGAGGUAAUUUUGAUUGUCUCAUGUAGGGAGAUGCUAAUGCCAUCUAGUAAAUGGAGUCCAUGAAUGUUGUUAACCAUCCCAUGGUACACAGAACAAACUCCUCAACAAAGAAUUAUCCCACUCUAAAUGUCAACAGUAUUGAGGCUGAGAAACUGCAUUUAAAUAAUGGUAUCCAGGUCACUCAUCACAGGAUCAGUGUGGGGCUGAAAAUCAUACAGAAAAAUGAAAAACACAAAAUCCUUCCACAGUUGCUCUUAAUAUGAUCUGGCAUUACCAAUAUGGACACCCAGUUUGACUCUUGAAAGGAAACUGAUUUUCUUCCAGAAUAAAAGUUAUAAAUGAAACUAUCAUAUUAAAAUAUAUUAAUUCAUCCACUGAAUCUUGUGUCAUAAUUUUAUGGUUUUAAACCAAUUUUCUAAACAUAAAAAGAAACAAUGAAAAAGUAUUAAGCCUAGGAGAGGCCUACCAUUCAGUGACUAAUACAGAUAAAGAAAAUUGGAAUGCAUGCAACUAAUAGACUUUUCCAUUAGCGUACAUUCUUUACACAUCUUUCCUAAUAGAAACAAGCCUGAAACGAUAAGUUGUUUGGAUCACAGUAAUUAACAUCCAGUUCUAUUAGAUUUGCACCUGAGGUUGGGUUCAUUUUACCAUUGCUGAUGAAUAUCAAACUUAGCAAUAUCUAGUCACAUUAUGCUAGAAUAAAACGUGUUUUACAUUAAAGGCAAAUUUUAGACUUGACUUUUAAUAAUAGCCUUUUAUAUUAACUCAGAUAAUGAGAGAUAGUAAAAGAAUGAAUUAAAUUUUAGUGACUCAAACUACAUGUGUAAUAAUGGGAAUGAAUUCUUUUUGCUGCUUUUAUUUUGUAGUUACUUCAUAGGUAUAUACAACUAAAGUUUACAGGACAGUUUUAUAGAUAUUAUUUUCUUAUUUUUAUUAUGCAGUCCUAAAAUUUUACAUCAGAGUACGUGGAGAAAAUACCUUGACUUUCUUCACAUAAUCUUCAGACUCUCAACAGGGAUCAUUAUUUUUUAACAGUUGAGAUACCACCCUAAUAUAAAGGCAGCUCCUAAAUGCUCACCUUCACCAAAGUCAUUCUUGAAUAAAACUGUAUUUAUCUAUCCAUCUAUGAGCAGAUCAUCUCUGAAUGUACCAACUGAUCAAAAGUUUAAAACUCUUCAUUGACAAACAGUUUUUUGUCUAAAGAUUCAAAUUGGUAGCUCAGCCAUGCAGCUAAAUUGAAUAAUUAUGCAAAUGCAUUACAAUAUUAUUUAAUUGGACCUUUUGGAAUGAAAAUAACCCAGGUGUGCAAAACUCUUUGCAAUCUGGAGCUACCAUUCUGACAUUUCUGCCAAGUAAUAACAUCUUGUGUGUAAGUGAGCAGAGAAAAUAGGUCUGAUGGCCCUCUCAAGAAAAUAGACAUGGAGGAGCAUGUGCAUCAUAGCACCUACGUAUUCACAAGGUGUUUGUGGUGGAAGUCCCACUGUGUCAAAUCACCAUCUAAAUUGAGUGGCAAUCCAGAGGGCUGGCAAUUUAUGAACAAAAUGGUUUGUCCUUCCCUGUCAAUAAUACUAAUAAAAUAUUCUUCAUCCUUAAGAAACACAACAAAGAAAACUCCGAAAUCCAAGAUUUCUUACUACUACUGAGAUGAAAAUAUUACAGUAGAAAAGCAAAACCCAGUACAAACUGCUAGCAUCCUACUUAGAGCCCAUCUCUUCCUUCUCUUAUGUAUGUUUCUGCCACCUUCCUGUCAUCUGAGAUAAGGGAUUUCCAAGUACUGCUCUUAGAACUGCUAAAAAUUUACCCAAUGUGUAUGUUGGGAUGCCUCAUCUGAUUCUCCUAGGGGGCCUAGUUCUCCUCACUCUUAAACUUCCUUUUUUUUUUUUUUUAAACAAGCAUUUAUUCACUUGAGAGGUGGAGAUUCAAAGAGCUCACUCCACAUAUGGUCUGGAGCCACAAAUUUAAUCUAGGUCUCCCACAUGGGUGACAGGGACUCAACUGCUUGAGCCAUUACAGUACAGUAGCUAAAAUGUGGAAGACAGCUAGGUCUAGAAACUAUGCACUCCCAUAUGGGAUUGUGGUAUCCCAUGCAGCUUGCAGACAUCUGCACCAAAUGUCUAUAACUUGUUCCAUUGCCUGAAGUAUAUACAUAAUAUAUGUGUAUAUAUGUACUGUGCUCCUUUGCUUCACAGCUAAAGACACAACAUGCAAAAAUAUCAUUGCUAAACAUAUGAUACGCAUAUACAUGCAGGAGAUACAUAACGUAUCUGUUCUUGUGUUCUGGGAAAGACCCUAACAUUGCACAUGACACAGAAGUGCUUAGUGAAAUACUUGCCAAGACUAGUUUGCUAAGUUAAUAGUAAAUCAUUGACACUAAAGUCACACCUAAACCAGAAACAUCUGCAUUCAUGCACAAUACCUCCCCAAAUCCCCAGCCUACAACCUCCGGUAAACACAAUUUUACUCCUCUCUACUUUGAGUUCAGCUUUUUAUGAUUCUACAUAGAAGUGGGGAGGGGGGCAUGUGGUCUUUAUCUUUCUGUGUCUGAUAUAUUUCACUAUGUUCAAGAGAUCUAUUACUGCACAGCACAGUAACUAAGGAAAUAACAAUCUAUUUUGAAAAUCACUGAGUCAGUGUUUGCACCACACACUCACACACACACAUAAAUGCAGUGUGCAAUUGCCUAUGUUAAUUGGCUCCAUUAUGUAAUCCUAAAAAAUGUACAUAUUUUAAAGCAUCAUGCUGUCCAUGAAGAUCAUUUUUUUUUUUUUACCAAAAUAUGUCCCUCUUUAGAUUCCGCCCUGUGCAAUUGCCACUUUGAUUCGUGAGCCUACACAAUGAUAACUUAAAAACAACUACCCCGAGCAUCAUGGAAAUGUGUAUUAUUGUAUAUUACUCAAAAACAAUUUUUAACUUUGAAUAAAACUCAGCAUUUUCAUUUCUUUUUUUGCCUCCAUUUUAAGAUAUAUGGCUCACCUCGUUCACAGGGAGCCCCUGUGUUUGCCAUCUUUGCUUCCAGAAAAUGGAAAUGUGGUGUGUAGGAAGAAAAGAAGCUACAUUCCAGAUUACACAAUUGACAGACUGUAUGGAAUAAAUCUGUGACAACUUACAUCAUUAUUCCUAUUGGAAUGUGGCCAUUGACCUGGGGUUGAAGUUUUUCUUCAUAAGCAAAGUGGUUCAAGAUUUGCUCCAAGUUUGGGCAGUUAAAAUUUUAACACCAAACUACAUCCCUCGCACAGGAUUUGUGAGGUGCUAAUCAUGAUAGUCACAGAAGAAAUUUGACAGUGAUAUCAGGAAAACAUCACUGUAUCAGACUUGGCCACUGUUAGAGGAUGUAAUUUAAAUUCUGACAUGGGGUGAAUGGCCUAGUUUAACAGCGAAUCAGUGUUGUGAACACUAGGAAGUUUGUAACAGAACUGAGUUUUUGGCAGCUGGUUCCAAGUUUUCACUGCUCUGUUGCAAUAAGGUAUGUUGUCUAGCAAAGUUCAACGGGACGCUACUAGCAGUUCAGAGACUUGGGGUGGUUCUGUGGACUGGAAAAACCUAUUGGCUAAUGAUAGGGAAGGUACCAUAUGUAAUCCACAGCUUCUGUUUUCAUACCUCAGUAUACCUUUUCUGCUGGGUCUCUUGAAGACACCAGCUCACUGUUGAAGACUAGAAGGUCAGCCCUAAAUGGGACUCAUUGAAACUUGCCAAGUGACAGUCAGUGCACUUCAAGGUCAUUAAAACCACAUGCCCUCUUCAGGUUGGAAAUGUUGUACUUUUAGUGCAGAGCUGGGCUGAUGAGAAAGUUCCAUUCACUAUUCUAGAUGACAAAUCAAACUAGGCUGCAUGACACAAAGCUACCCGUGGUGCUUCCAAACUAUGCUUUUUGAAAUCUUUGUAGGUUUCUUUUGUUUGGCCACCAUCAUAAUAGGAGUUCUCCAACAGUGGAAGAGCUGUUUGCAGCUUCAGAGUACAGAUGGGUAAUUGUUGCCAUGUGGUCUCUGAACACCUUGGAUCAAGGGCUCCCAGGACCCUCAUCUAUGAGUAUCUGAACAUUAGCACAGUACAGAAUAGAGUAGAGCUUUCCAAAGCAAUCAAAGUUAUUUGUGCUCAAACUAAAUUGAAAAUUGGCCACUGUUUACAUAGCACUUUAAAGACAUACACAAAACCCCCAAAAUCCCUGACCCACUAGCACCUGUGUUGUCUUCUUUUGAGCCACAGUUCUUUUGCUACCUGAUGUUCAAAUGGGGCACUCGCACUGGCUGAUUUGCACAGUGGUGAACCGACUUUAAAAUCCUCAUCCUUAGGAUACUAGACACCUUACUUCUCAGCUCAGUGUCCCAUAUCUCCAAGGCAAUACCAUUAGCAAUCUGCAGUGUUGUAGGAUUUUGUCAUCUCACUGCAAGAAACUGAAAUGAUCAAACGUUCCUUCUAAGGGAUGCCAAGGUAGAGGUCUUAUAAAAUGCUUAACUAGGGGCGGGCAUUUGGUACAGCAAAUUUAGAUGCCAUGUGGAACACCUGCAUCCGUAUCCGAGUGCCGGUUCAAGUCCUGACUGCUCCACGGCCAAAUGUAACUUCCUAAUAAUGUGCGUCCUUGAGGCAGGAGAUAUGACUCAACCGCCUGAGUCCCUGCCAUCCAGGUGAGAUUCUGGAUCAAGCUCCCAGUUUCCGCUUGCCCCAGCUACAGCUGUUUUGGUCCUUUGGGAAGUAAACCAAAAAAUAGAAAAUCCCAUUCUCUUUAUCUCUGCCUUCCAAAGAGAAUGAAAAAAUAAGCAUUUUUAAAGGAUUGAAAAAAUGCUUAUCCAAUCAUUAAUUAUUUUAUUAGUAUUAUUUUAUUUGAAAUCCAGAGUUACAGGGAGAGAGAGAAGGAGAGAUCAUGUAUCCACCAGUUCACUCCACAAAUGGCCACAACGGCUGGAGCUGGGCCAAUCCAAAGCCAAGAUGUAGGAGCUUCCCCUCGGUCUCCAACAUGGAUGCAGGGCCAAGCACUUGGGCCAGCUUCUGCGGCUUUCCCAGGUGCACCAGCAGGGAUAGGACUGGAAGCAGAGCAACUGGGACUAGAACUGGCUUGGCGCUGCAGGCAGCAGCUUAAUCUUCUGUGCCACAGUACUGGUGCUGCUAAUGAUUCAGUCAAAAGAGAAUCAAUCGAUGCAUCCAUUAAUAUACAGAUUGAGUGUUAAGGAAAAGGACCACAAUUCAUUCAAAAUAUCCAGAACCUGGUAAUCCUGAUUUGCAAAUAGUUUUGAGUUCCAUUCAUUAGCAAUACUUGCCUUCAAGUCACUGUUUUUUUUUCUAAGAAAUCAUCUUAUCCAACCCUUAUGUUGUGCAUACAUCUAAAAUGGGGCACAGAGAUUUUACGUCACUCGCUUGAUAACCUGUAAGUCAGAUUGCUCCUGUGGCCUGUGUCCUAAUGUCAUGUGUUCUCUGGAAGCUGUGCUUGUUAGGAGAAGUAAAACCUGGGGGGGCAGAAACCCAGCAGCAUCCAGGUUCACUCAUCUUCCUGGUUUCUGUGGAAAUGUAUUGAAGAGAUGUCCCAUCUUUUCCCCCUGCGUGGGUUUUCCUUUCGGCCACUGCUAGUCAACGGCAUUGCUUUACACAGUAAUUCUUUUUAUAGUUAAAAGUUCUGUGAUGUCAUUUGCUGUAAAAAUAACUGGGAGAAUUUUUCUCUGGAACCUUCCACAUAGUUUAGUCCUUACUUUUGAUUUCUUUCCUCUAAACCAAAGAAAUAAGUCCUCAGGAUGGUGGGUUAAUCAAAAGCCUUCAGUUUUGAAGGCAGGUUAAAAACCAAAAUGUGUAGACAUUUUCCAACAUUUGAGUUCUGUAUGCAUAUCUUUUUCUCUUGAUUUGAAUCUAAAAUAUAGUCCCACUGGAAAAAAUGCCUUCUAAUUUUUCCAACAAUUAUUUAGUUGUAAUAUGCUGUACCCAAGAAAAAAAAUCAGCCUAGCAAACAAUUUUUAAAAAAAAUUUUUUUUAACUUGAAAGGCAGAGUUCCAGAGAGAAAGAGAGAAUCCUCCAUCUACUAGUUCACUCCCUAAAUGGCCACAAUGGCUGGGGCUGAGCCAGGUGGAAGCCAAGAGCCAGGAGCUCCUUUCAGGUCUCGCACAUGGGUGCUAGGGCCCAAGCACUUGGGCUAUUUUCCGAUGCUUUCCCACAGGCACUAGCAGGGUGCUGGGCCAGACAUGGAGCAGCAGGGACUCGAAACAGCACUCCUGUGGAAUGCAGGAGUUGCAGGAAGAGGCUUAAGCUGCUAUGCCACGAUGCUACCAACCCCACCACCUCAAGUAAACUAUUUACAUGAACACUAACAGUUGUACUGAAAUAUUUAUUUAAAAAACUGAUUUUUUAAGUUAUCUAAGAGUGACUUAAGUCACAUGAUUUCACAAGGCCAAUGCAUAAUACUUUGUUUCAGCUUUCAAUAUAUCCAUCUAUUUGAAAAAAAAAAAAAUGUCCUUCUGGCUAAUAGCAAUUGGGAGAAACGUUACUGUGGAAUAGUACCAAGAAAGAGGAAUGAGCAUUCUAAUAGGGAAUGACUGCGUGUGACCACAUUGACCAUAUGCAGAAAGAUACAGAUUGCACGUGGGCUUCAGGCUCUCAGCAUGCUGACCUUCUUAAUGUGAUACAACUGCUAAAAAUUAAACCAUCCAUGUUUCCCAAAUUCUUUGAAUAGACACCUGCUAGGGUCAGCAUGUGUGUUAGGCAAUCUUAACACUCGAGUAACAGAUCUGUUCACAACAGCACGUACAAAAUGUCAGCAUCUGUUUAAUAGUAACCUAAUACUGAAGACCUCAUUGAGGAAAUAGGACCUUCAGCUGGGCUGGGGGAGACUACUAAUGACCUGAUAGUGUCUGGCCUUUCUGUCUUCAAAGAUACUUGUAACUCUUUCCCUUUCCUUUGUAUAACAAAUCUGGAGCCAUGCUGCUGUGUUGUCCAAACACCAUGCCACUCUGAUGGUAGACAGGAUUGGUUUAGUGGUUUCUGUGGACUUAGUAGGAAGCUACUCCUAGUGUGUUCUGACUGCUGUGCUAGCAACACUGCCUGUACAGAAGUAGUCAUUUUUUUUUUCUCAGUGCCUUCGAAUGACUACUGGGGUUUACCAGUUUGGGAUUAUCAAAAGACAAAAAACAAAACAAGUCAAUGUAAAGAUGUUUUGGCUAUUUCUGUGAUUCUAGAAUUGGGUUACAGAAUGAGUGUUCCAAUGAGCUAAGCAGAGGUUGACUUUAAAAGUAGAGGGUGCAAAAAGUGGAAGGAUCCUUUCAAUGCUGUGUUUUUUAUAGACUCAGUUAAACUGUGCCCGUCGCCCAUUUUGAUUGAUUGCCAUGAAUUUUUUUUUUUUUUAGGGAGAAAUAGCUUGUUGUAAAGUUGAAUUUGAUUAUGUCACGUAGCACAAAUGACUCCAUUCUGGUUUCCGAUCUGCUAAGGCAACAGCCAACAGAAAAGAACUCCAUAUGGGUAGCUAGGCCUAUGGACUUAAACCAUCAUUUACUGGCUUCCCAGCAUGAGUUGUGAGCUAGAUUGGAAGAACGGUUGGGACACGAACUACCACUCCCAUAUGGGAUGUCGUCUAUGAAAUGGUAGCUCAAUCUACUGCAUCGCAACACCUGCUCCUCUUUUUUUGCCAACAAAAAACUUAAUUCCAUUCCCUUAAUUCCAUUGUUAGAGAUAACCCUCAUAUACAACUAGGUACAGUCUUAGCUACUUAACUUCUUAGUUAUAUAAUUUCAGGCAUGCUGCUUUUUUGAGUCCAAGUUUAGCAAUGCAGUUGUAAUAAUUCAAUUAAAUGAAAUCUAUGAAGGACUUAACACGACAUCUUGCAGAGAACAAGUUCUUCAUACUCUUAAGAACAUUUCCUUUCAGAAGGAGUCUUCUGGUUACUUAGUGUUUUAACUAUAUAAUUAUAAUUUAUGCCUAAUUAUAUGUUUCCUCUUUAUUCCUAUUUACCAGAAAAUUGCUGUCUACUCCUUGAUCUUGCACAUUUGCUCCUAAGUUCCUAUUCUAACUAAUAUAGAGGUCCAUAUUUAUUGAGCUUUUGAAAUUACUAGAAAUUUUCCCAGCUCACAGUAGUUCCAUUUACAAACUUAAAAAUAAGCUUAGGUUGUGCAUCUUGCCCACCUAGACUUUCUGCAGUCCACUCCUGUCUUGUAAGCCAGCCAGAUGCUUGAGGCUCAGGUUACAUGAAAUCGAAGCUGUAUAGUCAUAAUAUAUUAUCCCAAUGUCAAGUGUUUGAGUCCGGGGUAAGCUUUUCCAUUCUCUUUGCCCAGCACUAUCUUUCUAUAAUUAACCAAUUGACUCUAAAUACACUUUGGUAGUAUUGGUUUUAUGAGCACUGUACAUUCCUUGCAAUGAAUACAGAUUUUAGAGUAAGAGAGAAUGUUGCUGAAAUUUGUAGAGGUUUAUUAUAGUAUGAGAUCAAACUCCUGUAUUUCCUAUGGGUAACUUAGAGAACUUAAGGUCCACACUGAGAAGAGGGAGUAGGUUAGAAAACCCAGCUGCUACCAUCCAGAGAAAUCUCAAUAUGAAUAGCACAGUCAAAAUUUUGGUCCUAAUGAUAGAAUACAUGAGUUCUUAUUGAAAACAGAUGCAAAAUAAACCUUGAAUAACAUAGUAACCUGUAAACAUCAUCACUAAGUGUCAGGGCACCAGUUCAGGAUAAGGGUCCCACUUCUGCCCAGUUGUACUGUCUGCAGGUGCAGGGUUACAGCAGGCAAAGCUAAACAAGUACUGUUUCACAGUCCUUGUCACCAUUCUCCCCAUUAGUAAUAUUGUUGGCUUCUUCUCUCCUUCCCUCAAGAUAAUCAACAAUACUCUAUCUCAUCCCCAGCAAAGGAUAGCCUGGGUUUCCAACACACAUUCUAGUUCCAGUUUAUAAAGUGAGAAUGAAUUAGAUACUGAUGUAGUUUUCAGAAGUCUUCUUUUUGAAAACGAAAUGUGGAUGCAGAGAUCCAGUUUGCACUGGAACUCAGAGAAAUCCCAUCUGGCUUACAGUAGGGUCAAAGAGAAGAAAACCAAAUAGAGAAAUCAGGGCUUCAAUAGUUUAGUCUAUUUACAAAACGUUUAGUCAGUGCCUUGUGUGUGCCAAGCACCAUACUAGGAGCUACACAGGACUGUGUAAGAGAAUCUAGGGGCCUCCCCUGCCAAGGCGUCUUCAGUUUAUCGAGGGCAUAAUCCCUUCUCUCGGCAAUACUCCUCUGUGCUCUGAGGACAGUGGGCAACAAGAUAAAAGUUUGUCCUCUCAAGGAGAGGAAUAAGCAAAGACAUGGGAAGGAGUCAGCUGAUGAACACUGCAGGGAUUCCCCAGGGGAUGGUCAGUUAAUCAGCAUGUAGCUACUUUCCUAUGGAAGUCAUGGCAGGCUCUUUAAGGAAUGAAACUAUAGAUUAUACCUAAUCUCUUCAAGGGACUACCCUGGCAACGAACAAGGGAAGACAUUUUCCUGGAAGGCAAGGUACUGAAUAUGGCCAGAACCAGAGAUACUGGGGUCAGAAGGAGACCUUGGUGUUGAUACUAGAGCAGCAGGCAGAGUACACGGGAUUAGUUGAUCUGACUUUUAAUUUAUAGUAUACAGAAUGAUGUUAUGAGAUAUGAUAAAUAGUAAGAUGGUUACUAUAGUCAGACAAAUGAACAUAUCCAUUAUCCCACCUAGUUUUCCAUUUAUUUUCCCCUGUGGAGAGAAGCCCUGAUAGCUGCUCAUUUAACAAACCAUCUAAAAGUCCUCAUGUUGAGGACUUUAGAUCUUUAGGCUUAUUCCUACUACAUAGGUGCUAUAUUAUGUCCUUUGACUUUAAAGGUAAAUUUCUAUUGAUGCAAGAAAUUUGAAAUCCAUGCAUUACCUUUUCCUAAUGCACAUUUUACAGGAAAUUUUCGACAGCUUUGAACACUAUGAAGACAGUCUCUCUGAUUAAAGAAAUAAGGUUCAGCAAGGACAGCUAUUUACAUCAUAAAACACAACUCAAGUGUCACACACUGUUACACAUGGGUACUGAAGACCAACAGCGUGAUCUCCUAUGCAGUAGACAUUUUUAAAGUAAAGGCAUAAAGAUUCAACCUGUGCAUCCAGGAUCUUCUAAUUACCCUUGGUGAAGGAAAGCUUUCUAACACUGAUACCUGAUUAGCAUUAAAACAAAAAGAGAAGAACGGUAAUUCCUGUAGGUUCUCCCUUUCGUGCAUCUUAGUUAGAAUGAACACUUUCGGGAGAAAGGAACUGAAACACUGCCUUCGUCCUGUGUUCACUCACGUCCUUGUCCUACUCCACAGUUCUAAUGUCCUCUGGCUAUGUGUUUCCAAGGGAUUUACUGAGAUUUUUCCCCUCUGCCAACAUUCCCUUUGGUCUCUUUUGUAACACAGAGCAGUGCUAAGCUUGUAGAAUGUAGCUAGUGGCAACUUUUUACCUUUUAGUUGAAUAUUUUAUAGUUUCCAAAGUGUUCUAACAUAUGACAUGCAUUUAUGAGUUAGGACAUAAGUCUUCAGUAUUCUAUAAAUGAGAAAAGUCAGACUCCAUGGGUUGAGGUGCAGGAAAAGUCUCAAAUCACAGAGUUUGAUAUGUAGAAGGAAGAAACUGCUCCCCUCCCCACCCAGGUCUGUUUUCUCACCACAGAAUGAAUAAAUUCUUACGGAAACAUGUCCGAAAAACCCACCAGAAGAAUGCAGUGAUAUUGCAGUAUUCAACAUUUAGGAAGUUAGCAUCAUUAGGGAUGCGGAUAGGGAUUGGAAAGUAGUAAUAAGGACGAUUUGGGUUAAUAUUGGGGAUGGAAGGUAUUCUUAUUUGCCUGCUGCUAAAGCAGAUACUCCAAGUUGAUCCCACUGGAAAUACAGCUGAUUUCAAUUGCCUGGGACUCAGCCUACUGUGUUGAAUCUGAAAUGGCUAUUAGUCUUGGAAGACCAAAGUAACAAACAUUAGCAUAGCCUUUUAGAAUCUAAAAGCCCUUUCACACUCCAAAUCUCAUUUGAUAUGCAAACCUACCCUGUGAGGUAGGUUAGUUGACCAGAGUUAUCGUCUCCAUAGGACACAUGAGGAAACAAAACUCAAAGGGAUUAACAGAUCUGUUCAACAUCUUAGCAAGCAACUGCACUGUACAAUGAAUACCAGAAACUUAGGUCUCCUAACCAUACAAUUCUUUCCUGCUAAGAGGCUUCUGGCUCAAGGUGAGUCAUUGUAGCCCUGUGUGAUUGUAAUGCCUUAAUGAAAGCUGUAGGCUAGCACUGGGGUAAAAAUGUAAGCAAUUCAGUAUAUUUGUUCAUUCAGCACUCAUUGUAAUGAUUACCAGAUUCCAGCUCUUACUAUCCUUUCUUAAAGUUUCUUGGGGUGUAGUUGAGACAAAAAAAUAAAUUAAGUGCAAUUGACAGGUAUUUCAAUUCCAUUAGCAAUCCAUACAGGGGAUAAUAUGGGCACAAAGAAGGAUGGAGACCUUAAGAUAAAAUUACAGACCCAAGUUAAUGCUUGGGAAUCAAACCACUGACUUCAAGUCCUUCCAGAUUGAACGAUUCUGUUUUACCAGUGUUUAAAAUCUAAUAGUGCCCUUUAUAAUAUUUCAUGCAUUCUUAUUCACCUUCUGACACUUGAAAAAAUCAGUGUGCAUUGGGCAAACAAAUCAUUAAUACAGAAGCACUGCUACACCUGGAGAUUGAUCAUGUCCUGGGCUCUCUUUUCCAUCUUGAGAUUUCAGUUUUGUAAUUAGGUCUGGAAACUGAGUUGGGACACAGUAUCUGAACUUGUGACUUGGGUUAUCUGUAGUCAGCAAAGAAAAUUAUUAUUCUUUAAAUUUACAAACACAUAGGUUCCUUCUCCUCUUCUCUGAACAGCCAUAUGUCUGGGGAAGAGGCUGUGAGAAGCCAAAGUAUGAGGGCUUUUCAGAAUGCUCAUUGACAAUACAUUGUCAUGCAGAAAUGACAAAGGGAUUUCAACUCAUUUGCACUGAAACAAACUCGGGUCUAUUCUCCAUAAACUUUUUGAAGUGCCCUCAGAGAUACAGAACUCACUUAUCCUCACAACCCCAGAGGCUCCUUCCUCACUGCAAACCAAACUGCUGCAGAACGGAACCCCUGGUUCUUGCAGAAGAACCCUUCCCUUCACCUUAGGGACACAUGCAAUCCAUCAGUGAAAAUGCACUUGUACACUUGCUAAGGGGGACAGAUAUCUCUUGCAGAAAUAUUAAAAAUCCUGAUCAAGUGUUUGUUCUCCCAAUUCCUUCCUUAGCUUCCCUGUUUGUAACUUGUCCAGUCUUUCCUCAACUGACUCUUGAGAUGGUGCCCUCUCCCAUUGUCAACUGAGAUUUUCCCUGAGAAAUAUAAAAUACUUAUUGUUAUGCAGAUUAAUUCAUUUGGGCCUUGCUCUUGACCUUUCUUACACAACUGAAGACAAUGUCGGCUAGCAAGCAGGACCCAUUUUCCCGCAGAUAUUGAAAUUGUUUGGGCUUUUCAAGCUUAACCCCAAAUAGUUUGCAAAAUUAUUUCCUCAAAACAAGUCAACCCCUGAAGAUGAAUUUUGAACAGUGUAAUUCUACUUAUUGCAUUUCAUGUUUUAUAAAGAUUGAUUUUACAUUCAGACAAGGCUAUUAUGAUGUGAUGGGAUAAAAAUGGCUAUAUGGAAAUAUGCUAUUUCUUACCAAAUUGUGUCUCUCUCAAUGACAACCAUAAGUCUAGUGCAUUCCUAAUUCCCUGUAUAGAUAUAUGCUCAUGAAGUUCAUGAAAAUUAUAAUUAAUGAUGAGAAUGAAGCUGUGACAUGAUGAUGAACUAUUAACAUUUUGAUUUUAUAUUUUAAGAGACCAUACAAGCUUUGUGUAUGUAACCUAAUGGACUUACAUUGUAAAAAUACUCAUAAAUGCACUACAUUCAGGCUGUGUUGGCUUUAAUUGAAACUAGUGCUUCCAUGGAUUUUUAAAAAAUACGUAAGUUAUUUGCAAAGUGUCAACUUGGUGAUGUUCAGUUGUUUAAAGCAGUGCUUUCCAGAAUUCAAGUGGUGGUCUACUUCUAAGAGUUUUACAACAGGUAAUUUUGAAAUACGUACUCAGCAGAAACCUUAAGAGGCUCAAAAUGUUAAUCUUCCUAAGAACAGCUCCCGUUAUGGGGGAGUAGGUACGCCUCGAAGCGUCUUACUCUAGCUCUCAGGGGAGUUAUGUUUCCUACUGUUUUCUGUGAAACAAAGAGCAUCCCUGUGUGCAUCAUCAACACUAACUUUGCUCUACAGAAGUCAUCUGAUGCCUUGUGAGACCAUAGGAGCAUUUAUAGGCUGUUUCCAUACAAUAUAAUUCGAUCUUAAAUUCCUUAAAAAAAAAAAAAAAGAAAGAAAAGAAAAGCAAUGGCAACAAGGGUUUCUGCCUCGACACGACUGGGAUGUCUUCUGUCUCCUAAAACUUUCCAGCUACCCUUUGUGAAGUUCCCAGAAUAACGAUUAACAUUAUUAAACCAGAGACUAAAAAUCUUGGUACGGACUGAACCAUGGGGACACAUUACUGUAAUUAUUUCAAAAAAAUAAAAUAAUAAAAGGGGCGUCCCAGCAGGGGCAAAAUUCAGAAUCUUUCUCCAAAUUCAUGCUAUUUGUCAGUCACCCAAUAGAGUUCUUAGGGGUAGUUGGAAUUGGCAUGCAGAAACAGGUGUUCUCAAGUGUCUUGCCUUUGUGGUUUGCCUACCUGGGUUUCCCAGCCCUUGGCUGACCACUAGUGUUCUCACAGGGAUGUAGUAGUCAAUUUAAUUCAAGCGAUCUCUUCCAGUAGAGGCUGAGGCCAUUUCUAAAAACUCCUUCCCCAUGUCUUUUUUUCAGUAUCUCCCUCUCUGUACACACUUCUUUCUCAGCACAGAUUGAAUGAAGCAUUCUGUUUCCUACAACGGUCUCUCCAUGACUGGCACAGAACACCCUAAUAGGCUCUUAAUAAUCCAUACUCAUUUCUGGAUUUUAUGGUUUACAGUUACUGUGCUCUUUGGAGUGCAGAGGGGGAUGGCCACCAUUACUUUAAAAUAUACUGGCUAUUCCUCCAUGUAUGAGGCUCCUUGUAAUACCAUGUUAUCAUCAAUGAUGACUUGUCACUUUGGUGAAACCCAAGAACACUCUUAAUUAUCAUCUCUCUAUCUCUGAGAAAUGCACCUUCUAAGUCUCUGACAUAAUACGGGAUACGUUUCCUACAGUACAACCGGUAGACUCAUAGCUAUUGUAAUCUCCAUGUCUGCCACUUCAGACGUCUUUUGAGUGCCCACCACACACAUACAGUUUCCUAAUAACUGAGAUGUCCUUCCCUGCUACUGGAAAGGCAUGAAGCAAAACACAAUACCUUCCUCCCAGUCCCAAAGUGAUUUUUGUCCUGCUGACCUUCCCUAACCCUAGCUUGUCAUUCUGUUUUCCUAAUUUCCCUAAAUGCAACUUACUUUAAGCAUGUGUUCAGUAGUUAACCUUUUUCCAGUUAAAAGAGCAUAGACAAUAACGCAUUUAUCAGUCUAGCCACUUUCUUCCCUUGUAAAUGUCUACUUAUGACGUACAUCCAGACUGCACGCCCUUUUUAUUUUUAUGAAAUAAAAAAAUUCAUCAUUGUUCUUGAAAAAAAAAAUCAAAAUUUGUUUUUAAUUUUGACAAUCACCAAAAAGGGGAAUCAACAAGCCAGAAAAAGUGAAGCAAAAUAACGUGUCCCCAGGCGGCUCUGUCUGUGCCUUUGCAGAGUGUGCAUCUGGUUGUUCAUCUCUGAGAGUGUGUUAAGUUCUAUUUUGCUUUAAUUUUUUUUUUACUUUUCUCCCUUGUUUGAGAAUUAAGUGCUUUUUGUAUUAUAUUUAUAUAUAUCAAUGUUUCUCUUGAAUUGCUAGAUCUUUAGAUUUUUAUCCAAAAUUAUGAGAAAAAGUUAUGAAUUGUUUCAUGCAAUUUCCCCCUACUCCCUCUUUAAAUGUGGAACAACUUCAGCUGCAGAAUCCACACAGCCCCAUCUUUCCAGUUACAGUGGGCUCAUGUAGUAUGGCUGGCUUGGGGAAGAUGGGUGAUGCCAUGCGGAUAGUCCCACUUCCCUAUAGGAAUGCAGUUAGCAACCCAGCGUGGGUGUGCCCUAUGCGGAAUCCCCUUUGAACCACCUGUGAAGCUCUCUAAACUGCUCCUCCCCCAAUAAAGCAAUACCCACGAUACAGAUGGGGCUGUGUCGCUGCCGGUGAAGUUGUUCAACUUGAAUGCCUAUAUCUAGUCCCCUUGUUUUUGCUUUUGAUCAUGAUUAUUGGUAUUAUUAUUAUUUGAUCUAUUUGGCUACUAUUAGUAGGAAAACAUUAAACUGAAUGUAUAAUUUAUAAAACUUUGAUGAAACUGUAAUGAUAUUUGGAGUAAUUGCAUGUUGAAGAAGUUGCAGCUUAGGGUGUGUGAGAUUGUCAGUGUUAGAGUUCUGUUCUUUAUUUCCGUAGAUGGGCAUGUGUAGGCUCAUUUGUUUUUGUAUAUUGCCCAUCCCU
Oryctolagus cuniculus (rabbit) is the source of this 33213-nucleotide messenger RNA. Lineage: Eukaryota; Metazoa; Chordata; Mammalia; Lagomorpha; Leporidae. The record is from RefSeq and is a predicted model, not a curated record.